AUGCCUGAAAUUGCUGCAAAAACAAAUGUGCUGAAUACUUCCAUAGACAGGGAAUUUUCUUUGCUUUUUGGUCAGCUAAGGCAAUUUUGCAGCUUUGGAGGGGAAAAUGUCAGUUCAUCUAUGGGAAUGAAAAAAGUCUGCAAGAAUUGGUUGGUACCGAUAUUAAUGUAUAUGGUUGAAGCAAAUCGAGUACCUAGGCAUGUUAUCGAGAAUGUCUACAAAUUUUCUUUACCAAAACCCAAGCUGUACGAACCACAAUCUCAGCCUCCUUUGGUAGCAGAGUUUUUGAGAAGUUAUUGUAAAUCCCGUGGAUAUGUUGCCUCAAGUGGAUUGCCCGAUGGAAACUUGAGCUACUCGCCAAAUUAG
Fraxinus pennsylvanica is the source of this 366-nucleotide messenger RNA. NCBI's taxonomy places the organism in Eukaryota, Viridiplantae, Streptophyta, Magnoliopsida, Lamiales, Oleaceae. The record is from the annotation of a GenBank genome assembly.